GGCUCCUUAUCACAACGCCAUUCUAUCACCCCACUUUUUUCAAAGCAGAAAACUUGUUAGAAAGAAAGAAAUGGCAACAAGUGUAGCAGGAGUGAGCCUCUCGACCCCAAGAGUCUUUGCCAGGGCGGCAGAGACACCCAAGGUUAUUAAGCCAGCUGGGCUGAGCUUCGGCUACUCGGGUGGCCAGGUGGGUUCGGGUCGGAUGAGCAUGAUCCGACCGGUGGCAGCUGCCCCGGAUAAACUAUCGGAGAAGGUGCAGGAGAGCAUCAAGGAGGCGGAGCAGGCGUGCUCGGAGGACCCGGCGAGCGGGGAGUGCGUGGCGGCGUGGGACGAGGUUGAGGAGCUGAGCGCGGCGGCCAGCCACAAGCGCGACAGCGAAAAGAACAAGGACCCCUUGGAGACUUACUGCAACGACAACCCCGAAACCGACGAGUGCCGUACUUACGACAACUGAUGAUCAAGGUUGUCUGUCUGCAUGUCCCGUCAUGUUUUAGAUUUCGUAGUACUACUUGUUUCGUUUUAUGUUGAAACUAAAUUGAAGCUGUUGCCUGCGUGAUCAUA
Rosa rugosa (rugosa rose) is the source of this 561-nucleotide messenger RNA. Its product is annotated as calvin cycle protein CP12-2, chloroplastic-like. Lineage: Eukaryota; Viridiplantae; Streptophyta; Magnoliopsida; Rosales; Rosaceae. The record is from RefSeq and is a predicted model, not a curated record. Gene Ontology annotation, biological process: negative regulation of reductive pentose-phosphate cycle. The coding region runs from base 71 to 454 and encodes 127 amino acids. Gene Ontology annotation, cellular component: chloroplast. The transcript has a single exon.